AUAACUGACUCGGCUGGGCACAUCCUGUAUGCCAAGGAGGAUGCCACUAAGGGCAAGUUUGCUUUCACCACUGAAGACUAUGAUAUGUUUGAGGCCUGCUUUGAGAGCAAGCUUCCUGUGGGAACAGGGAGGAUGCCGGAUCAGCUCGUGAUUCUGGAUAUGAAGCAUGGCGUUGAAGCAAAGAACUACGAGGAGCUUGCAAAAGUGGAAAAGUUGAAGCCUCUGGAAGUAGAAUUGAGGCGCCUGGAAGAUCUUUCAGAAUCCAUUGUUAACGACUUUGCCUAUAUGAAGAAACGAGAAGAGGAGAUGAGGGACACGAAUGAGUCAACGAACAUCCGAGUUCUCUACUUCAGCGUUUUCUCCAUGUGCUGUCUCAUUGGACUGGCCACCUGGCAGGUUUUCUACCUGCGUCGCUUCUUCAAGGCCAAAAAACUGAUUGAGUAAAGGAGCAAGUCCUCCUCCCCCUCCUCUCAGACCCAUCUGGACACUGCUGGGACGCAGCCGUGGUCUCCUGGAGCCAUCUCACAGAUGAUACCCACUGACUGGAGCUUUUCUGCAGGAACUUGGACCCUAAAGGGGGAGGGGAGCCUAAACAUUGGAGGCAACGGGGGACUUGUGAAAUCCUGUUGGAUGUAGAGGGUGGGGGAGGUUGCAAUGGGUUUGGGGAUUCCCGGGGCAGUGAUUAAAUAAUAAUAAAAAAAAAAAUGAUGUUUCCAUGACAGCCACAGCAAUUUUUUAAGCGCUGUCUGUUCUCCUGUUAUAAUCUUGGCUUGAUGAUGUCUCCCAUCUGUCUGUGACUGUAGCAUUACUCUGAGCCACUCGACCCUGCUGAGCUCUCUGGGUGCCGUGCAGGUGGCAGUGGGGCAGAGCAGGGGAACCUCUGCUCUCACCAGCUGGCAUCGAAGCCUUGUGCAAACGGAGGUGAGUGCAAAGUAACAGGAUUCAUCAUCCCAGCAGGGCCUGAGGAUAGGAGGAGGUCCAAGGUUUGGUCCUAGUCGUGGACCU
This is a messenger RNA of Apaloderma vittatum (bar-tailed trogon), 1005 nucleotides long. It is a transcript of the gene TMED10, whose product is annotated as transmembrane emp24-like trafficking protein 10 (yeast). Gene Ontology annotation, cellular component: endoplasmic reticulum-Golgi intermediate compartment; Golgi apparatus; COPII-coated ER to Golgi transport vesicle. The annotation marks the transcript as partial. Gene Ontology annotation, biological process: endoplasmic reticulum to Golgi vesicle-mediated transport; intracellular protein transport; Golgi organization. The transcript is spliced from 4 exons. Lineage: Eukaryota; Metazoa; Chordata; Aves; Trogoniformes; Trogonidae. The record is from RefSeq and is a predicted model, not a curated record.